Prunus avium (sweet cherry) is the source of this 1562-nucleotide messenger RNA. NCBI's taxonomy places the organism in Eukaryota, Viridiplantae, Streptophyta, Magnoliopsida, Rosales, Rosaceae. The record is from RefSeq and is a predicted model, not a curated record.
GUUUCAACAUGGAGCGGUUGGAUAAAGAUUAAAGAGGCAUUGUGGGCUGCAUAAUACUGAUAAACCCUACCUACCUACCUAGCCCAUUCCAUGACUGUCGACCCAGCCCAUACCUCUUCACGUCUGUCUCCCUCUGACCAGCGUCCUGUCCUCCUCUUCAGUCCGACGCCAACUUCUUAAUCUUCUCCUUCUUCGCUUUUUGCUUUCGUCUUCCUUUUUUCUCCUUCAUCCUUUGAUUUUUCUUCGUCUUCCUUUUUCCUUUCUUUUUUCUUCUGCCUCGUCACAUUUACAGGAAAGCCAAGCCAAGACUUGAGAGGAAAAGUUAAAACUCCUAAUCGUCAUGGAGAACGGUGAAAUUCCCGAAAACGCCAAUGAACAUUGCCCGGGUCCUCAAUCCGAUUCUGCUGGAAAAUCUGAUGCGUGCGAAGGAUGCCCGAAUCAACAAAUUUGUGCUACUGCUCCAAAGGGCCCUGACCCAGUUAAUAUCUGGCAUUUCGUUGGAGCUAUGAAUUAAAACACUUUAUAUGUAUCAAAAUAAUCUCAGACGUGGUUGCAAUUGCAGAAAGGAUGGCCGCUGUAAAGCAUAAGAUACUGGUUUUAUCAGGAAAAGGUGGAGUUGGCAAGAGCACAUUCUCCGCCCAACUUGCAUUUGCACUAGCAGCUAUGGACUUUCAGGUGGGUCUUCUUGACAUUGACAUUUGUGGCCCGAGCAUCCCAAAGAUGCUUGGCCUAGAAGGCCAAGAAAUCCACCAGAGCAACCUUGGCUGGUCUCCUGUAUAUAUUGAAUCCAACCUUGGGGUCAUGUCAAUUGGAUUCAUGCUUCCAGAACCUGAUGACGCUGUUAUAUGGAGGGGGCCACGCAAAAAUGCGCUCAUUAAGCAAUUCUUGAAGGAUGUUUAUUGGGGUGAGCUUGAUUUUCUAGUAGUUGAUGCUCCUCCUGGGACCUCAGAUGAGCACAUUGCAAUUGUUCAAUACCUCGAUGCUGGUUCAAUAGACGGUGCAAUCAUAGUCACCACUCCACAACAGGUCUCCCUGAUUGAUGUUCGGAAAGAAGUAAGUUUCUGCAAGAAAGUUGGAGUUCAGGUCCUAGGGAUUGUUGAGAAUAUGAGUGGCUUGUGCCAGCCAGUGAUGGAUUUCAAAUUUUUGAGGAUGACAGAGGCCGGUGAGCAAAUAGACGUCACAGAAUGGGCAAGGGAGCAUCUGAAAGAGAGAGCGCCGGAAUUUCUAAGCAUAAUCGCUUGCACUGAAGUGUUUGAUAGUAGCCGUGGUGGAGCUGAAAGAAUGUGCAGGGAAAUGGGGGUACCUUUUCUGGGGAAGGUACCAUUGGACCCCCAGCUUUGCAAGGCAGCUGAAGAAGGCAGAUCUUGUUUUGUUGAUCAGAAGUGUGCGGUGAGUGCACCUGCACUGAAGAAAAUCAUAGAUAAAAUGAUGGAAAAUCAGGGAUUAUCUAGAAUGUCGGUAGACAACAAUGCAUAAGUGAUGGUUUUCAGAUCAAGAUUUUGUUCAUUUUUUACCUCAACACUUUAAUGGUUGUGUGGAAUAUAUGUUUUUUGGCAUGUGAA